AUGAACGACAUCAACGCGCCCAACUCGCCUUAUUUCCCUGGCCAAUUCUUCUUCCACCGUCGCCUUGGCUACCGUGGCGUGGUUCUCUACCCGUGGCAGGCAGACCUCCUCGUCUAUCCUCCUCGUGCCACCCCGACGCCCAACCUGUCUGACAACGUUCGCGCCCGCCUUCGCGACGUCGAAACAGCCUCAACCACCACCGGCACUUUUUACCAGGUCUUGUGCGACCAGUCAGAUGCAAGCGCUUAUCGCCGGUGUGGCUUUGGCACUCAAACCUGGGCUCACGCCAACGCGGGCGUUGUCAUAAACACCGACUAUGUCGAUCAUGAUGACAUGGUCCCGUACACUCCCCCCGCCACCGCCCAAGGUGCUCUGGGCCACGGCCUCUACUCGACUUUGUUCCAAGAGACUCAAGAUGGAAUGGAUUUGCAGCUCGAGCCGCGCAAGGCGCUGCAAGAAUGGAUGCAGCACACGGACAAUGCCCUUCGUCACACAAAGGUGUUCCGAUGCACGACAAACAAUGUGCAAGUCACGGUCAUUCCCGUUUUCGAGGGCUUCAAACGCAUGCGCGGUGCCAAUGCUUUGGACAAACCCUAUUCGUGGUACUACAAAGUUAGCAUUCAAAACUUGAGCGAUCAACCCGUGCAGCUUUUGUCUCGGCGCUGGACCGUUGUCAACCACAGUGGUGAACGCGAAUACCUUUCGGGUCGAGGCAUCUUGCAGCAAUUUCCUCUCCUGGCACCAGAGGACUCGUGCUUCCAGUUUCUAAGCUGCAUCUCGCUGAGCUCCCCCCAAGGAGUCAUGGGCGGCCAUUUUACGUUUGUCCCGGUUUCUGAAACGAACGAGCGCGGUGUCCCCUUUCAAUGCGAGGUUCCCACGUUUCAGCUCCACUCGCCUUUUAUGAGAAUCAAUCAGAAUGAGACCGAGGCCCCCGCAACGCACUUCCAUGAGAGGGUGAGACAGAGAGAGAGAGAGAGAGAGAGAGAGAGAGAGAGAGAGAGAGUGUGUGUGUGUGUGUGUGUGUGUGUGUGUGUGUGUGUGUGUGUGUGUGUGUGUGUGUGUGUGUGUGUGUGUGUGUGUGUGUGUGUGUGUGUGUGUGUGUGUGUGUGUGUGUGUGUGUGUGUGUGUGUGUGUGUGUGUGUGUGUGUGCGUGUGUGUGUGCGCUAUCAACUGAUCAGGCUGGUGAAGAUGAGCUGGGCAACAGGCUCCUCACACAUGGCGCGAUUGGGAAACAUCAGCGUAUUGAGUGGCAACGACACCGAGCCGUCUGCGAAGCCCGGUAGCCGCCAAAUUCCCUUGUACAAUGGUCGUACCGGCGUGAUCUCAACGCGAGGCCGACGCAAACAGACAGGAGCUAGGCCGGCGGCAGGCCACACCGACGAGCCUGCUUCUGACGCCGAGACGCUCGAGCCAGGCACGGAAGGUUUUGAGUAUUUGCAAGCCAUGUACAUUUUCAAUUUCCGGGUUCUCGCUCGCUAUCCCAAUGAUACUGAGAUGCAUGAUCUGGCGCAAGCUUGCCAAUGCCCUGAAGCUGUUGUACGCAACAGCUAUGACGGUCUGCUGGCUUACUGGCUGCGGCAAAGGGUGGCCUGUGCGCGCGCCGCCAUCACCGUUCUCAGUCUCCUCCUUUUCGUGGCCGUCCUUGGCGCCAUUCUUGGACUUCAGACGGUGCGCUGUCCGCAACCUUAUUGCCCCACAAGGCCCUGUGCUGCAUCUUGA
Monosiga brevicollis MX1 is the source of this 1719-nucleotide messenger RNA. RefSeq lists its product as uncharacterized. Gene Ontology annotation, molecular function: DNA binding. Gene Ontology annotation, biological process: error-free translesion synthesis. Gene Ontology annotation, cellular component: mitochondrial nucleoid; nucleus. NCBI's taxonomy places the organism in Eukaryota, Choanoflagellata, Craspedida, Salpingoecidae. Bases 1 to 1719 code for a protein of 572 amino acids. The transcript is spliced from 14 exons. The record is from RefSeq and is a predicted model, not a curated record.